Molecule: messenger RNA, 2166 nt
Organism: Penicillium macrosclerotiorum
Lineage: Eukaryota; Fungi; Ascomycota; Eurotiomycetes; Eurotiales; Aspergillaceae
Exons: 1
Coding region: 1-2166 (721 amino acids)
Molecular function (GO): hydrolase activity, acting on glycosyl bonds
Source: RefSeq, a predicted model, not a curated record
AUGUGGCUCCGGUCACGCCCCUGGAUCCUUUUAUUCCUCUUCAAUUCUAUUCUAGUUGCAGCGGAAGAAAUUGUCACCUGCACAAGUUUAGAUACGAUCGAGAAUGGGUCAUUUGAAGAUGGAAGUACGAGCUGGGGCUUUGCAUCGGGCACUUCAGGAUCCGUGGUCAGCGGAGAUGCAGCAGACGGAGACUACUAUGUACAAACGUCGGCUACCUCAACAAGUGUUUCGGUUCUGCUCUACCAGCGUCUCUCCAACUUGCUAGCUGGAAAUACAUAUGGGGUUUCCUUCGAAUAUCGUGUUGUUCCAAAUUCGAAUUCACAAAGCAUGACCUGCUAUUUCAAGAUGUACAUGGAUUCUUUUACCACGGCUGGGCUUCUUGCCCAGACCAGCAUCUCGGUUACCUCUUCGACCACCAGUUGGAGCACCCUCUCGGGGUCAUUCACACCAACCAGUUCCGGGACCCAUACAUUUGAGAUCUAUGGAUACUGUACGGGUUCUACAACCUAUGCUGGCGCUGCAAUCGAUCUCGACAAUAUUAUCAUCUCGGGAACAACUUCCAGUACAUGCACCACAUCGACUGUGACGCCCAGCCCUACCCCAACACCAACAACAUCGCCAUCCUCAAGUCUAUCCAGUACAUCAGCUAUUGUAUCGAGUGCUGCGCUACAAUCGUCUUCAGUCGCUGUUGGCUCUAGUUCGUCCGUCAUCUCAAAGUCUACGCCAGCUAUCAUAUCGAGCGCUGCACUGCAAUCGUCUUCAGUCGCUGUCGGUUCUAGUUCGUCCGUCAUCUCAAGGUCUACGCCAGCUAUCGUAUCCAGUACUGCACUACAAUCGUCUUCAGUUGCCAUCCGUUCGAGCUCGUCUGUCAUCUCAAAGUCUACGCCGGCGAACGUGCCCACGUCUACCAGUUCACCGUUGAAACACCUAUCUACCUCUAUCCCUAACAGGCCAGCUAGCUCGAUGUCCAUUCCUUUCGUGUCCAAACCUCCGUCUUCUUAUUCCAGGACUGCAAAGUCUCGAUCUGCAACCCUGUCUGCCUCUGUGCCUCCGGGAUCUGCAGCCCCGUCUGCCUCUAUCCCCCUGGGCCAUGGAUCUUCUUCUACUACAGUAGCUAGCAGCGAAACCUACUCAAAGAGCCUCUCAGUUUCAUCUGCAACAGCUGGCACCACGGAUUUUUCUACUACUGGACUAGCGACAACUGUCCCGGUUCCAGGAUCUACCUCCGACGAAGACCAAUACACUACCUCAACGGUCUUCAGUACUCGUACCGCCACCAUCACAGCUUGUCCUUCUAGUGUGACCGACUGUCCAGCUCGAGAGAAAAUUACCCGCACCACGACGGAGACAAUUCUCGUUUCGACAACUGUCUGUCCAGUCUCCGCGGCUGAGACAACACAUACAGUUGAAACUGGAUCCGCUGGUAUUGGCUCCGGCACGGAUAGUGAAAGUUAUACCACUUCUACCAUUUUCAGCACUCGCACGGCUACUAUCACAGCAUGUCCAUCCAGCGUUACAGACUGCCCUGCGCGUGAAAAGACAACUUAUCUCACAACAGAGACAAUUCUUGUGUCUACAACUGUCUGCCCAGUGACUGCAGCUGAAGCUACCGCCACUGUGACUGCCAAUGAGAAAGGAACAGAUGUCACCGACAAAAAAUCUGUGGUAUCCAGUACUAUCUACACUACCUCUGGUGCCGAAGAGACCAUUGCCCCUUCACCAAGCGACAGCUCCAAAUCCAGCUCUAGCUCCGAGUUCCUGGAUUAUACCAAUGCAUCAAGCUCCCCCUCCAGCGCGUCAAACGUGUCGAUCAGUCCUGGGCUUGAAUUUACCACUAUUCCUGUGGCUGUCCCUUCUUCAGAGGCCUCCGAAGUUGAUGCCACUAAGAAUUCCUCUCUUGGAACGAGUCACAUCCAGGUUUCUAGACCUACUGUGACAAUUGUUCCUGUUGGGUCCCACGAUUCGACCAUGAUCAAGCUUGCAAGUUCUUCAACUUCUAAAACAAUUCCCUCCUCAUCAAGUGCCCACGGAGGCCAAGUUAUCUCCUCAACCACCACCCCAGGCACCCCCUUGUUCACCGGUGGCUCUGUGUCGCAAUACGGCGUCGUCUCGAUGAAGCUAAUUUCCUCGUUCUUGCUCCUCGCUGGCCUGGCUUUUGUGAUGUAG